Labeo rohita (rohu) is the source of this 3864-nucleotide messenger RNA. Its product is annotated as NACHT, LRR and PYD domains-containing protein 12. The record is from RefSeq and is a predicted model, not a curated record. Bases 205 to 3486 code for a protein of 1093 amino acids. The transcript has 13 exons. Gene Ontology annotation, molecular function: protein binding. Lineage: Eukaryota; Metazoa; Chordata; Actinopteri; Cypriniformes; Cyprinidae.
GGUUGUUUGGAACAAUUGGUUGCUUCAUGACACGCUUUACUUCUGCAAACCACAUUCCUCAGUUCCUAUGGGGAGCCCAUAGGAGUGUUGCAACUCUGUUUCUCAACGGUUCUGGGCAGUCACCAGCCAUUUAAAGUGGCCAAGGCUCCAAGACAUUCUGCCGUCAAUCUGAAGAGUCAAUGGAGAUCCGACUAUAGCUUCAUCAUGGGUGACUCACAAACAUCCAGAGAUGAUUUUUCUCCAGGAUGCGGUUCAGUUUAUCAGAGGAGAUCAGAACCAGAGCCCAGCUGUGUGUCAAUGAGAAGUGACGAGUCUUUUGGAUAUAUAAUAGACUUUAGGAGAGAAGAGACACAGACUGAUCUCAGGACAAUCCUACAACCCGGUUCAGCUGUAACAAAACCUAUCUGUAAGAAGAAUGGCCAGUCUAUGAAUCAACUACAGGACUUUAAUGAAAGCAAAUAUGCGUGUGUAAGCCAUGACGUCCUCAACAAGUUCAGAUCAAAUCUGAUGAAGAAGUUUCAGUGUUUGUAUGAGGGAACAGCAAAGCAGGGAAACCCAACACUCCUGAAUGAGAUUUACACAGAGCUCUACAUCACAGAGAGUGAGAGUGGAGAGAUCAGUAAUAAGCAUGAGGUGAGACAGAUUGAGACACAGUCGAGGAGAGUGGCAACAGAGGACACACCAAUCAAAUGUAAUGACAUCUUCAGACUUUUACCUGGACAAAACACACCUAUCAAAACCGUGCUAACAAAGGGAGUCGCUGGCAUUGGAAAAACAGUCUCUGUGCAGAAGUUCAUCCUGGACUGGGCUGAAGGGAAAGCGAAUCAGGACGUCCAGCUUAUAUUUCCACUUCCUUUUAGAGAGCUUAAUUUUAUGAAGGACAAAACCAUCAGUCUUUCAGAUCUUCUUAAAGUCUUUUUCCUUGAAACAAAAGAAAUGGAAAUAUCCAGUGACAAAUAUAAAGUGUUGUUCACCUUUGACGGUCUGGAUGAGUGUCGUCUGUCUCUGAACUUUCAGAGCCAUGUGAGGGUGCAUGAUGUAAAUGAAUCAGCGUCAGUGGAUGUGCUGCUGACAAACCUCAUUGUGGGAAAUCUGCUUCCCUCUGCUCUCAUCUGGAUCACCUCCAGACCAGCAGCAGCUGAUCUCGUCCCCUCUAAGUGUGUUCACCGAGUGACGGAGGUACGAGGCUUCGAUGAGCCACAGAAGGAGGAAUACUUCAGGAAGAGAAUCAGUGAUCAGAGUCUGGCCAAUACAAUCAUCACACACCUGACGUCAUCAAGGAGCCUCUACAUCAUGUGCCACAUCCCAGUCUUCUGCUGGAUCUCAGCCACUGUUCUAGAGAAGAUGUUGAGUGAAGCAGAGAGUGGAGAGAUUCCCAAGACUCUCACUCAAAUGUACACGCACUUCCUGAUCCUUCAGACCAAUAUUAAGCAUGAAAAGGACUAUGAGAAGAAUGUAACAGAUGAAGACAUGAUCCUCAAACUAGGGAAAGUGGCAUUUCAGCAGCUUCUGAAAGGCAAUAUGAUUUUCUAUGAGAAAGAUUUGAGAGAUUGUGGCAUUGGUGUGACAGAAGCAUCAGUAUACUCAGGAUUGUGCACUCAGAUCUUCAGAGAGGAGUUUGGCUUGUAUCAGGGGAAGGUCUUCUGUUUUGUUCAUCUGAGUGUUCAGGAACAUCUAGCGGCUCUAUAUGUGCACAUCUCCUGUAUAAACAACAACAUGAAUGUAUUUGACCCAAUCACCGAACCUAAUGCUUUGUCUAAAUUUAAGGACUGGUUUCAACUCACAUUUAGACAUGUUUCAUUUUCUGAGUUACAUCAGAGAGCUGUGGAUGAGGCUCUACAGAGUAAAAAUGGGCAUCUUGACCUUUUCCUGCGGUUCCUUCUGGGUCUGUCAGUGGAGUCUCAUCAGAUUCUCCUACAAGGACUAAUGACACUGAGAAGAUGCAGAUCUGAAAGCAAUGAGAAAACAGUUGAGUACAUCAAGGAAAAGAUCAGGACCAUUAACUCUCCAGAGAAAUCCAUUAGUCUGUUUCACUGUCUGAAUGAAUUGGGUGACCAUUCACUAGUGGAGGAAAUACAACAGUAUCUGAAAUCUGGAACAAUAAGUGAAGUCAAGCUCUCUUCAUCUCAGUGGUCAGCUGUAGUUUUUGUGUUGUUGACAUCAGAAAAGAAGCUGGAUGAGUUUGAUCUUAAUGAAUUUGUUGGAGAAAACAAUAAAGCUGAAAAACUGGCUGUUCUUCAGCAACUUCUGCCUGUCAUUAAAGUUCAUUUGAGUGAUUGUGGUGUCACAGAUAAAGAUUGUGCUGCUCUGACUUCAAUCCUGAAAUCAAACCCCUCACAUCUGAGACAGCUGAAUCUGUUUAAUAAAAAACUACUAGAUUCAGGUGUGAAGCUUCUCUCUGCUGUACUGGAGGAUCCUGAGUGUAAAGUGGAGAAACUGUGGUUGAGGGAUUGUGGAAUCACAGAUGAAGGUUGUGCUGCUCUGGCUUCAGCUCUGAGAUCAAACCCCUCACACCUGAAACAACUGGAUCUGACUAGGAAUAAAGUAGGAAAUUCUGUGAAUCUGCUCUCUGAUGUUCUGGCGAGUCCUCAAUGUAAACUGGAGAUACUGAAGUUUAUUGAUUGUGGAAUCACACAUGAAGGUUGUGCUGCUCUGGCUUCAGCUCUAAGAUCAAACCCCUCACACCUGAGACAACUGAAUCUUUCUUGGAAUGAACUAGGAAAUUCGGGAGUUACACAGCUGUCUGAUGUACUGGCAAGUCCUCAUUGUAAACUGGAGAUACUCACGUUGAGUGAUUGUGGAAUCACAGAUGAAGGCUGUGCUGCUUUGACUUCAGCUCUGAAAUCAAACCCCUCACACCUGAAACAACUAGAUCUGACUGUAAAUGAACUAGGAAAUUCAGUGUAUCAUCUCUCUGCUGCACUGAAGGACCACUGUAAACUGGAGAUACUGAAGUUGAGUUAUUGUGGUCUCACAGAUGAAGGUUGUGCUGCUCUGGCUUCAAGUGUGAGAUCAAACCACUCACACCUGAGAGAUCUGAAUCUGUCUGGGAAUAAACUAGGAGUUCCUGGUUUGACACCACUCUGUGCUGGACUGGAAGAUCCUCACUGUAAACUAGAGAAACUAUGGUUAAGUGAUUGUGGAGUAACAGAUGAAAGUUGUGCUGCUCUGGCUUCAGCUCUGAAAUCAAACCCCUCACAUCUGAGACAGCUAAAUCUGUCUGGGAAUAACCUAGGAGUUUCUGGUUUGACACUGCUCUGUGCUGGACUGGAGGAUCCUCACUGUAAACUGGAGAAACUAGAGUUGAGUGAUUGUGAAAUCACAGGUAAAGGUUGUGCUGCUCUAGCUUCAGCUCUGAAAUCAAACCCCUCACACCUGAAAGAAUUGGAUCUGAGUAGGAACAACCUAGACGAUUCAGACAUGAAACUUCUCUCCAAUCUAAAGAAUGAUCCACAUUAUAAACUAGAGAAACUGCAUUUAUUUUGACUCUCAGUUUCCUCAGGAUCAGCUGAUGGAGAAUAAGGAGCCGCUAUAGAGACGUCACAGUCACGCAAUCAACAGAGACUGAAAACACAGAAGUGCCACAGUGAUAACACUGUCAUGUGUGUGAUUACACAUUAUUUUCUAGUUUGUGUUUUUUUGUAGUUCUGUUCUUUUGAAUCACAAAUGUCAACAGAUUUCCACAGUAAUCUAACAGAGCACUUGAACUAACUGAUAAAUGCAAGACUGAUCUAUUGAGCUGAUGACUUAUGAAAACUGGUCCCAAGUGCUGAAACUGAGUUUGGUAUUGAUAUAUUGUGCUGCUUGAUCACAGUGAUGAUGGUGUAAGAUUAAAUAUACAUGGAAAGUGACAUGAAAUUAUAA